AUGGCGCCUAAGGAUCGCUCUCAAUUGCAUGUAUCAUUUCGAUCUAGUCGGGCCCCGCUACAAUCCCCCGGCCAGAUGGAUCACGAAGAAUAUAAUGAGCGAAGAGUCUCUAAGGCGCAACGGAUACUGGGCACCAAUUUCAAUCUACCCACCCAUGUUAAUGCAUCAAAGUCCAAGUCUCGUCACAACAUUCGGACCCCCGAUAGCUCUUCGAGGCAGCAACACAGCCAACAGUACAGUCAACACCAUAGCCAGAAUAAUAGCCAACAGCACGCCUGGCAGCCCAGCAGUGUCAUGCCUCCCCCAUCUUCUGAGGAUAUAACCGUUCCACCCCAAGAAUUGCGUGUAAGGGCUUCAUCACCACUGCUGGGCCGUGAAUAUCGAUCUCAAUAUUUGACUUCCCCACAGCCAAAGUCUUCGAAAAAGGUCCACCAUGUAGGCUCCUCCUCUACUUUGUUCUCAUACUUCAGCUCAAAAGAAGGUCUGAACCGUAACAAGGCGAGACCUAUAACUCCCAAGGGCCUGCAGCCUGUGAUUCAGAACGAGCUGUCAAUGGACCCGCAUGUCACAUUCAAACAAACUCGGACCAUUCCCAAGGAAAUGGAUUCCAAACGAAAGAUCCGUCCACCACGCAUCGACUUGUCCAUUCUCUUCCCAAAGCCACGAAAUCCCGCCCCGCCUCUUUUCUCACCUCACCGCAUGACCGAUUCUCCCUCUCCAGUGUCAACCGUCGUCUCGGAUCGCCAUUACAUGAAACCAAAUAGUGCAGGAAACCCUUCACAAGUACACCGAUUUGGAGACUCAUUACCUCGAAUUUCAGUCGUCCAUGAUGAUGCUCCACAGCUCACAAUUGAUCGUUUUGAUCUUUCGACAAUUCCCGAGAUAAAAGAUGCCAAUUUGUAUGGCCAGUCUUUCGAGCGGACAGUGCCUACGAGUGAGAUCGACCUCGCAUUGGAUAGAUAUUCAGGUCAACGAUCACUUUACAGCCGUUCCAGUGUUUGUAGUAACGGCCAGGAACAUCCAACGGUAGACCAGCGUCAGCCCUCUGCAACGGAAGUCGAUGCACAACGGGGCCGUAGUCUAGCUGGUAAACAACGAAAGGACGUGCACUGGAACUCUGGAUUGAUGCCAGAGUAUAUCCCCCAUCAAACGAAUUUUCAUGAGCCAAGACUUCCGGAGUCAAGAAUUCCGGAGGAACGAACUUACUCCCGAAGCCAAUCCCGAAGUCAGUCCCGGAGUCAAUCCCGAAGCCGGAAGAAUCCCGUGAUCAAGAAGGAGGGCAAGAGCACAUUCAAGAACACGGAUCUGCAGAAUUCAAGUUUCCUCUCUCUAUCUUCGUCAGAGGACGAAGACGAUCUGGAGACACCGACUGAGUUUCACAUCCGCGAUAAUCACAUCCGAGAUAGGAAUGUGGUGGACAAUUACCAUAAAAUGGAGCCUCAGAUAUACACUGCCUCAACUGCCCACGCUACCACUGGCCAACAGCUAAGGAAGGUCAAGCGUGCGCCAUCAAAUAGCAGUCAUGGAUCCGAUCAGAGCUCACGGACUCAAACCAAAUACCGACAGGCCUCUCAUUCAACUUUAUCGAUUGGGAAUUCGUCCCAAAACACUCUCCGAACGCCCGAGACUCGACAUUCUGGCAACACUAUCAUCGAAGAACCCAACAUCUUGGAUAGAUUCCCGCAGCAGCCUUCGCAAACACCGCAAGAGAUUAAGGAGAUGAACCGAAGAAGUCGAGUCAUGGCAGUGACUCGACAAGAGGAGGAUCUGCUGGCAGCCAUGCGCCAACGCAAGGGCAAGAUAACCCCGAGUAUUUUCCACUAUAACAGCACCAAUAUCUCCGAGUCUGAUCGCUCCUCGAUGGCGUCGGCUCCAUCAAGUGAUUUGUUCUGUGCCAACAACAACACCUCCUUCCUACGUCUCAGUGCAGGUUUCCCGUCGGUUUACAACCGGACAGACCAAGGUGCUACUCACAUGGAUAAACGUGGCCCUCCCUCGCAGAGUUCAAAUUCUGAUACUGAACAGAAGACUGGUAACUGGAUUGCGUCGCCUCAGUUCAGCAAUAAGUCUCCCAUCGCCAGCCACGAGCAUUGCUUCUCCGAUAACUCCGAGCCUUCCAAUUCAUCGCUUCUCACCCCUACCUUCCCCGAAGCCACAGCCAUGUGGCCCUCCCCCGCCAUCCCAGAGGACAGAAAGCAACACGCUCGUCGUCGUACCGACAGCAGUGGAGCUAUUAUGCUCAGCCAGGGUGGCCCUGACAGUAAUCAUUGGUCAUUCGACUUUGAAUGGGAUCACGAACGAGCCAAUGCGCUGAGUGUUGUACAAUAA
Messenger RNA from Penicillium taxi, 2328 nucleotides. RefSeq lists its product as uncharacterized. The record is from RefSeq and is a predicted model, not a curated record. NCBI's taxonomy places the organism in Eukaryota, Fungi, Ascomycota, Eurotiomycetes, Eurotiales, Aspergillaceae. The coding region runs from base 1 to 2328 and encodes 775 amino acids. The transcript is spliced from 2 exons.